AUGGGUGGACAACGGAAGGCCAUGAACAGGCGUGGCAAGAAAUCAGACCUACCGCAAUCAUCAUACGACGUCUUCGAAGCCUCCGACAACUCUGAGGCAGAGCAGCUGACAAACCGGCGGCAGCUGGAGCGUGUUGAUGUGCGUGACUACGAGGUUGACGAAAUCGACUCUUCAGACGACGAGGAUAUCGACAGCGACGGCGCGUUUGAUGAGAGCGAUGAAGAGCAGUUUGGCUCGUAUAAAACCAAGACGGCCAAGGGAACGACGGAUGAGGACAGGGACAUGAGUGAUGUGGAGGAAAUGGACGAGGACUUUGAGGGUCUGGUCGACCUCUCUGAGAUGCUGGAUGGCGGUGCCGAGUCAGAUGAGGAGCCGGCUUCGAGCAAGCCCAGGCAGGACGACGAUAUGUCAGACGAUGUUCUUGAUCAGAUCGACUCCGAGUCAGACAGCGAGAUGUCAGAGGAAGACGAGGACAGCAAGCUCAGCAAGCUCAGCAAGCUCGAUGGUUUUGUGACAUCAAUCAGUGCACGUGCACCUAAGCGCAGGUUUGUCAGCGAAACCGGCGACUCGCGAGCUGAGGACGAGCAUGCCAUUGGCAGUGGCCUGUCUACAAAGGGCGUGUCGCUGGGGAUCGAUGAUCUUCUGGGCUCCUUCGCCACACCGGAUUCUGAGGAUGAGGAGGGCGGCGAGGGAAAGGCGGCCAAGGAGAUCCGAGUACUGCGUGACAAGGUUGCCAGGCUUGAUAAGGCUGCUAACAAGCGCGGGUCAGGUGUGGUUGCGGCGCCGCUGGCUAAGCGUCUGCAAGACCAGGUGGACCGCAAGGUAGCCUAUGCGAAGACCAAAAAGAGCAUUUCGGAAUGGCAACCGACGGUGGACGCAAAUCGAUCAGCAGAGCACCUGUCGUUCCCGCUGAAUGCGCCGAGCGCGCCUGUUGUCAACAGCACUGCGCUAGUGGCAACCGGCCAUAGCAAGACUGACAUGGAGAUGCAGAUCUCGCAGAUGCUGGCCGACAGCGGAAUGACGGACGAGCAGCAACAGCAAUACGAGGAGCUGGAGCUCAAGAAACUGUCGCCGGAGGAGGUCAAGGCCAGGCGGCGCGAGCUGCGGCUUAUGCGCGAGUUGAUGCUUAUCGGCGGUAUUCUGAAGAAGGACAAGCUGAAGGCCAAGGACCAGGCGCUUGAGCAGAUGCGCGAGGACGACCCGGAAAUGUAUGCUAUGAUUAUGGAGCGGCAGGCACGCAGCCGUGCUGAAGAGCGCAUGUCACUGAGACACAAAAACACUGGCAAGUGGGCGAAGGCUGCGGCCAAGCAUGCUCACGGAAACGACGACGUGCGCAAGGCCCUGCAGGAGCAGCUCGACCAGCACGAGUCUCUCAAGCGCAAGAUCUAUGAUCUCGAUAACGAUGAGGAUGUUAGCGACUACGAGCAGCGCCAGGCUGCCGGUAUGGAUGAUGAUGAGGGCGCAUCGGACUUCUCGGACAACGAUGGCACGUUCAGCCAGAUCAAGGACAAGGCCAUGAAGGAGCUCAGCAAGGUUAUUGAGGGCGACAGCGAGGAGGCACAGCCGCGUAAGGGCCUAUUUGCGAUGAAGUUUAUGCAGAAUGCGAUGGAGCGCGAGCGCCAGCAGGCAGAGCGCGAUGCCAGGGCGAUCCGCGAUGAGUUCGAGUCCCUCGAGGCUGACGUCGAUGAAGAUGGCCAGGCCAUCAAACUGCACAAAAACGCCCCUGAUGACCAGAAUUCAGUGGAGGAGGAGGAUGUCAAGCGCGUGCGUCUUAACAGCGCUGGCCAAAACAUGACCAUUGGUGACAAGACCACUGCUGCUGAUACGAGCAACCCGUGGCUGGCCGACGAGGACGCGCACGGGGCGUCCAACCGCAGCGGCAAGAUGGCCGGUCUGUCGCGCGACAGCACCAAGCUGGACAAGCUGUCUGCCCGCCUGCGCGCCAAGCGCCAGGCAGUCAAAUCUGCUGGCGGCUCAGACGACGUGCUUCUGGACGACGAGGAUCCCGAGGGCAUUCGCCUUGAGUCUGUCGAUGACAGCAAGAAGCCAGCUGUGUUCUCGCAGCGCGAGCUGGUUGAGCAGGCGUUUGCCGAGGACGACGUUGUGGCUGAGGAGUUUGAACAGGAGAAAAUCGAAGCGAUGGAGGAGGAUGCGCCUAAGGAUGAGGUCAUCUCGAUGCCUGGGUGGGGUUCCUGGGGUGGCACCAGGACCAAGUCGCGCAAGAUCACCCGCCCAGCUGCCAAGGACUCGGGAAUAGAGAAAGACAAGCGCAAGGACGCAAAACUCGGCAAGGUCAUCAUCAACCAGAAACUGGCCAAGGCAUCCACAAAGUAUUAUGCCGACAAUCAGUUCGAGGAGACCCUGCAAGCGCCGCUGGGCCGGGAGUGGAAUACUACCCGGUCACACUCCAAGAUGGUCAAGCCGCGUGUCAUGACCAAGAUGGGCAAGAUCAUCGAUCCGAUCAUGAUCCCAUCAAAGAAGCGCCAGGUUGCAGUCUGA
Messenger RNA from Linderina pennispora, 2499 nucleotides. RefSeq names its product small-subunit processome. The record is from RefSeq and is a predicted model, not a curated record. The transcript is spliced from 9 exons. Gene Ontology annotation, biological process: rRNA processing. Gene Ontology annotation, cellular component: nucleolus; small-subunit processome. The coding region runs from base 1 to 2499 and encodes 832 amino acids. Lineage: Eukaryota; Fungi; Kickxellomycota; Kickxellomycetes; Kickxellales; Kickxellaceae.